Molecule: messenger RNA, 2129 nt
Organism: Quercus lobata
Lineage: Eukaryota; Viridiplantae; Streptophyta; Magnoliopsida; Fagales; Fagaceae
Product: cytidine/deoxycytidylate deaminase family protein
Exons: 9
Coding region: 128-1903 (591 amino acids)
Biological process (GO): riboflavin biosynthetic process
Molecular function (GO): 5-amino-6-(5-phosphoribosylamino)uracil reductase activity; NADP binding; diaminohydroxyphosphoribosylaminopyrimidine deaminase activity
Source: RefSeq, a predicted model, not a curated record
AAAUGUACAUUAAAAAAAAGAAAAGAAAAAAGAAAUUGUCGUUUUAUCAGACAAAUACUUGGAAACCUCUUCAACCCAUCCAGAAGCUGAGAGAGAGAGAGAGAGAGAGAGAGAGAGUGUGUUUGUCAUGGGCCUUAUGGCAUUUACUUUAGGAACAUGUUGUUCCACUUACAGGCCACCAUAUAUGAUCUGCAAGGCCACUAUCAACAACAAUAGCCACGCGCUCGAGGCCGCGUACAUCCGACGCGCCGCUGAGCUUGCCGACAAGUCCGCCGGCUUCACCUCCCCUCACCCCAACUUCGGUUGCGUCAUCGCCACCUCCUCUGGCCAUGUAGCCGGCGAGGGCUACCUUUACGCUCAGGGCACCAAGCCGGCCGAGCUCCAGGCCAUUGAGUCGGCCGGUGCGUGGAGUCGACGCGCCACCGCCUAUGUCAACUUGGAGCCCGGUGACUGCCACGGCGACCACACUGCUGUCUCCGCUCUCGUCCAGGCAGGGAUAUCAAGAGUUGUGGUUGGCAUGAGGCACCCUUUGCAGCAUCUCCGAGGCAAUGCGGUACGUGCAUUGAGAAGUCAAGGAGUUCAAGUUGAUGUUCUUGGAGAGGAUCUAAAGAGCAAAAUUAUUGAGGAAGCUCGAAAAACAUGCCUCCUAGUCAAUGCUCCUAUUAUAUGUAGAUCUGCUUUGCGAGUUCCCUUCUCCGUUCUCAAGUUUGCAAUGACUCUUGAUGGAAAAAUUGCUUGUAGUAGUGGACAUGCAUCCUGGAUAAGCGGUAAAAAGUCUCGGAGUCGAGUUUUUGAGUUGAGGGGUAGAAGUGAUGCCAUUAUCGUAGGAGGAAAUACUGUACGCAGGGACAAUCCACGACUAACAGCAAGACAUGGGGGUGGGCAUAUGCCUGUGCGCAUUGUAAUGAGUCAGACUCUUGAUCUUCCUGAGGAAGCAAACCUUUGGGACUUGUCUGAGGUAUCUACUAUAGUUGUAACACAAAGGGGUGCUAGGAGGAGCUUUCAGAAACUGCUUGCUUCUAAAGGAGUAGAAAUUGUGGAGUUUGACAUUUUAAACCCUAGAGAGGUUAUGGAAUAUUUGCAUGAUCGUGGGUGUCUUUCAGUUUUUUGGGAAUGUGGAGGGACACUUUCUGCAUCUGCUAUUUCAUCUGGAGUAAUACACAAGGUAUUUGCAAUUGUUGCUCCUAAAAUUAUUGGUGGGAAGAAUGCUCCAUCUCCUGUGGGUGAACUUGGGAUGGUUGAAAUGACACAAGCUUUAGAUUUGAUUGAUGUUUGCUAUGAGCAGGUUGGACCUGACAUGUUUGUUAGUGGAUUUCUUCAGCCCUUACCAGAUGUCACACCUGUUAUCCCAUCAGUGGAUGAGACCUUUGCAAUUGAUCCUACUGUCACUCCACAUGAAUCAAGCAUCAUUUUCUUCUAUAAAACAUGGGAUCCUUAUGGUUGUUUUUCAAAUUUUUCUCAUCAUCCAAUUCAAAUGCCUGACGAGAAGGGUGAUUAUGCCACUUGGUUGAGUGUAGAGCAUUACUACCAGGCACAAAAGUUUGUUGGGGUGGAUGAUCCUGUGGCAUGGGAAUGUGUUGAAAAUAUCAAAUCCGCAAAAAGUCCAGAGGAAGCAGCACGAAUAGGAAGGUCAAUACAGAGACAGCAACCUGAUCUGGUAAGAUCAGAUUGGGACAGUGUAAAGAUUGACGUUAUGUACAGAGCAUUGAAAUGCAAAUUCUCGAUUUACCCUCAUUUGAAUUCUAUGUUGCUCUCAACUGCUGGUUCUGUUCUAGUAGAAGCUUCACCACAUGAUCUUUUUUGGGGCGGUGGGCGAGAUGGAGAGGGCCUAAAUUAUCUAGGCCGGCUGUUGAUGCAGUUGAGAUCAGAGUUUCUUGGUGAGUCCUCUUGCAUGGCUAUAUGAUUUGCAAAGAGAUAUAUAUAUAUAUAUAUAUAUAUAGUUGUGUGUGUGUAGAUACAUAUACAUAUAUAUAUAUAUAUAUAUAGUUGUACUUGUACCUAUAAAGUUAGAUGAUAAAAGAUUAUGUAUUAAUUCUUUUUUGUAACAUCAUAGUCAUAGUUAUUUAUUAAACAAUUGGACUCCAGAGUCCAGACAUAUAUACAUGAGAGUACUGCAUAUAGCUUUUUCC